CACAAUGGACAAUGGGGAUGUCUUCUCGUGACAGAAUGAGGUUGGACUUCCCUACAUCUGAAAAUAUUUUCUAUACCUCCUAAUCGAUCUUCAAAGCCUCAAUCUACUUCCCACAGAGCAAGAUAGCUUGCAAGUGAGCCUACAAUAGCGCUAUAGGCUUCGGAAAGCGCACCUGCGGCAGUCCGGUAGCGCUGGAGACCUGCUAGGAAACAGAGAAAAGCCGAUGUACGUCUGAGAUCGCUAUGAACCAGCAGGCCUCACAACUUCGAUUUGAUAGCGCGAGAUUCACAUGCCAUCGCGACGUCUGAUCCCCGCGGCUACCGAUUCAGGAUAUCCAAAAGCCUAGGGCUCAAGGACCGGAGACUCAAAGAACACAGAGACAUACCCGAUGAUUUCACGUUCUGCCGCUUUUGGAAAAGGAGACGAGAUGGACACACCUACACGGAAACACGAAGGACAUGCAGCGGAAGUAUCUCACCAAAUCACGAACGCGUUACCUUCUAUCGACCAGCGGAACUCUCCUAUAGAAUCAGCUUCUGCAGGACAACAAGAACAAUUGGAUUUCGACUUGCUUUUAGCCGAUCUUGAAACUGAAGAGACUCUCAGCCUCCCGAGCUCCACCGAGACUGAAAUCACCACUUGGCUCAGAGAUCCACCCGAUGCCGAGACAGCUUUCUUGCAGCGCAACGGGUACACAACUGAGUUGAGUGACGACGCAUUGACAGCUAUCCAAGCAACCCUCGGCCCAGAAGCCGCAAUAAAAAUGGCAGGCAUCAGAUCUGACAGUCCAGAUUUCAGGAAAACCUUGGAAGUCGACCGCAAUGUUCUCUCCACUGAGACAAAAUGGGACGAUCCCGAAUGGGCACAUCUAAAUUCAUAUCAGCCCACGUUAGACUCGGAAGGAGACCCCAUUACCGAUUUCUUGGACAGGCUCUGGUUGGCAGACCUUGGGUUUUGCAAAAAUCAGCAGGAAGCCAUAUUCCAGCGGACGGUCAUGAUGGCCAUGAUCAACCGACACCGGCUUCUCUUUGCCGGUAAAAACAAAAUAGCCACAACAUCCCCUUUGAUGUUUAGUGUCGGAGCCGCGUGGAGUUGUCCUCCGAUGCCCACACGAAAGUACUACCGACAAAAUGAGGGCAACCCUUUUGCCAAGGUGCCGAGGCCAGACCUGUGCGUCUCGUUUCGGAGGACCGAGAUUCUGGACCCCGACUUUUGGACUACCCUCCUUCCGACCACGCAAGGGCUCAUUUGCUACGAGGGUAUACGAGACCUCGAUAAUGAGGCCGCCCGCGCCUUUGGGUUCUUCUUCGUUGAGGCUAAAAGAUCCCGGCUUUGGCCGGACGACGAGACGGCUCUCCACCAGGCUCUCAACGAUGCCAGUCAGGCACUCCAUAACAUUUAUGAAUUUUUCAGAGAAGCCGGGCAAACUACAGAGUUCUUUGCGCGCGUCCGAGUCUUCUCCGCCACUGCCUCGGAAAAGGGCGUCAUAAUACGCGCCCACUGGGCACGGGAGCUGCCCGAGAACACCACCGUGUCGAAAGCGCGGAUUGAUCCCGAGUAUCCGCUCCAGUUCCGACAUCAGAUCUAUCAAAGCUUCAUGGGCGACGGCUUCGAUCGCCUGAAGGUCGUGGAGGCAUUUGAGAGGAUCAUGGUGGGAUACGGACAGGGACAGUUGCUGCCCCUUCUCAAGACCGCGGCGGAAUCCGUGCGGGUCAAGGCGAGCGAGGCCUACGAGAAAAGGGGCCAGAUACCGUGGGAAAGCUUCUUCAACGACUACCGCUACGGCCAGUCCGGAAAACCUGGGAGCAGGGGGGUUAGCCGACUGGCGACACCACGACCAGAUCCGGCGGCCAAAGACACCUCCAUGUCCAUGCGAGACGCUUUCACGUUCAGUGCGACUCGGAGGGCGUAUCAAGAGGACCCGGAAAGCACCUCGUUGAGCCAAGGCGUGGAAGCCUUGCAAGCAACCAGCUUCUACUCGCAGCGGUCAACGAGCUCACGGAAUCAAGAUCGAGGUCCCAUGGCCACCGAGCACGACGACAACACCCCAAGCAAGAAACGAAGGAGGGGGAACGCCAAGACGUGAUGGCGGUUCAUUUGACUCUAUCCA
Molecule: messenger RNA, 2110 nt
Organism: Cladophialophora immunda
Lineage: Eukaryota; Fungi; Ascomycota; Eurotiomycetes; Chaetothyriales; Herpotrichiellaceae
Exons: 1
Coding region: 389-2086 (565 amino acids)
Source: RefSeq, a predicted model, not a curated record